AGAAAAAAACCUCUCUUUUCUCACCCUUCCCCUUAUAUUACAAUUUACUACAUUGUGAAUGUUAAGAAACAACAAGUAAAAAAAGAAAGAUAUUGUUCCAAAACCAUGAAGGACACAUCCAAAGUUAUCAUUGGAGCAACCUUAGUAAUGGUUGUAACCCUUGCUUUUGUCAUAGCCCUCAUUCUUGUUCUUCUAGCUGAACUCUAUUGUUCUCUUUUACUUCAUCGCCACAAACUCAAAAACAAAAACACUCAUCAAACCUUAACCAGCACAAAAACUACCUUAACUAAUGUCUCUUCACCUUCUCAAUCACAUUCACAUUCACCACAAAACUCUCCUCCUCAACCGCCACAAAACUUUACCAACAUUUACUCACAAGGUGUUCUCCAACCUCCAAGAAACUUUCUCUUUCCUUGCAUGGAGAAUAUUUCUAAAGAACAACAAAUCAAACUUCAUCAUGUUAUCAACAUUCAAACACAUGAUGAGUCAUUAGUUUCUUCACCAACACUAUCAAUGUCACCUUUUCUAUCAAGAGCUCCACCACAACAAAAGAACACAACAACCCAUCAAAGUAGUAAUGUUGGUGAAGUUUCAUCAUGUCUUGAAGAAAAAAAGGACCUUGUUUACAUUUCAAAUCCAAUAUAUGAAAAUGAAGAACAAAAAGAAAGUGGUGUAAAAGAUAAUACACCAUUUGAGACACCUAAUACUUCACCUUCACAUUUAGAAAAAAGUGAUUCUUCUUCUUCUUCUUGUGAUAAUGAUGAUGAUGGGGGUGAUGUUGUUGCAGCUGAAGUUGAUGCUUAUACACCACCUUUGACUCCAAUGAAGAAGCUAGAUUCAAAGGCUUGUUCUGUCUCUCUUAGAGAUGUUAGGUCUUUAGGUACUAACGGAAGUGAUUCUAUGAUUUCACGUAGUGUUAAUGGUUUAUCUUCUUCAUCUUCUGAUUCACCUUCUACUUCUCCUUCAUGGUGAAUUUUGUUUCAUCAAUGGCAUAGUUAGAUUGAUGUAGAAUAGCUAGUUUUUGUUUAGUUUAGUUUGCUUUGUUUUAUGUGGUAGCUAGUUUAGUUUGUGAAUAAUAUUAUUAAUUGUGGUUAUUAGUUUAGU
Messenger RNA from Vicia villosa (hairy vetch), 1104 nucleotides. RefSeq lists its product as uncharacterized. The transcript has a single exon. The coding region runs from base 106 to 972 and encodes 288 amino acids. The record is from RefSeq and is a predicted model, not a curated record. Lineage: Eukaryota; Viridiplantae; Streptophyta; Magnoliopsida; Fabales; Fabaceae.